GCAGGGCGUGUGUAGCGUCGGCCCCGCCCACCCUCUCCUCUCCAGAACACGCUUUCAGUUGCGGGAUGUGCUGACACCAGUCUUUCUUCUGCAUCAGCUGGAACUCACCCAUUCUUAUUUGACGUGUUUUUCACCCCUCCGGCAUGGAGCUGGACCGCAGGCUGCUGCUAAUCCACUGCGCCGCUCACGCCCUGUCGGUCGCGACGGGGCUGCUGGUGGUCGUCCCGAUGGCGCUUAACGGUUCGGCUUUCAAAGGCCGCUGCGCCCUCUUCUCCACCGGCUACUGGAGGAAAGAAGACCAGGCCGAGCUUACGGGACAGCCUGAGGAGCUGUCUCACCUGGUGGUGCAGCGGUGGGGCCCGCUGGAAGCCUGCCAACUCGCCACUUUUGUGGGUAUAUUUACGACGCUUUACGGGGCUGCGCAGGGCUGGAGGUGCCUCUUCUAUCUGCACGGACGGCAUGACGACACCCUGUUUUCCUCUUUCCUCACAGUCCUGGUGAGUGCCUGUGUGCUCUUCCUGUCUGCUGGGGCCAGCGUCAUUUUGUCUCUGGGCUUCAGCUCCUGGUGCGACACAGUCACAGAUGACAACACACGUCCCUAUAGUUGUGCAGAGUCCCAGUCUGUCCCUCUUUACCUGGACGUUAACACCUCCACUUUCUACACAGAUCUCAGUUUGGCACAGGCGUCCCUGUGGUUUGUGACGGCUCUGUGGCUGGUUCAGUCCAUCCUGGCCUUCCUGCGGCUCUACCACUCCCACAGACAGCACAUCACGGGUCCUUGGCUGCACCGAGACAAGGAGCUGCUGCUGGGACACAGUCCGACCGACAGCAGCUCCCCGACGCCUCCUCUUCCCCCUGCAACCCCAACUGUCUACGUCUGACAGGGAGGGAGUGAGGUAGUGACACGGCUCCUCGUAUUUAACUCCACCCUUUAUAUAUUUUAACCUGACUUUGUUCAUUAUGACCACUUAUGAUGUCCACUCUGCACGUCUUAUUGUUCAUAUGCCUCAUCUCAUUCAGCAGAGCCUGACCACUAAAUUAUAUUGACUGAUUAUUAGCAGAUAAGAAUGAAGAAAGUGCAGCAGAGACAUGCCAAAGAUACAGUAUGUCGUAAUUUUAGCUUUUAACAUUUUAAAUUCUAAUUCAAACAAAUAGCAAAAUUCCUUUAAUAUGCAUUACCAGUCAGUCUUAUUUAAUAAUGCUUAAGUAUUAUUUAGUCCUCUGCAUGUUAAUACUAUUUUAAUUUAGUUUUUCUAUGCCCUGUCUGUUUCUUCUUUAAAUCCCUGAGGGAUGGCUCUGUGAGAUGCAUCUAAACGAGAUUCAGAAAUAUACAAUAAAGCAUGGGAUUUAUCUAGUUUUAAAGGAACUGUGACUUGCAAGGAAAACCUAAAUGUUUAACUUUUUACUCAUCAAACAUUUAGGGGAUUUACUUUCAGCUUUACUUAAGUUUAGCAUUUUAAUACGUCUUUGAUGCGCAGCUAUCUUUUUUUGUACUUUUUUGUUCAUCUGGUUACCUGCGUGGCUACAGGAUCGACGAUUUGCAAACGUUCUGAUAAAUUAGGUUAAUAGUGUAAUAUAUACAGUGGCCCUCAAAUGUGAACACACUCCUGAUAAAAUCCCAGGUUUUUGUGAUUUAUAAAAAGCUAUGCUAAAUCAUUUUCAGAAUCGUCUUACAAAAAUAAUAAUAAUCCUAUAAAAUUUAACUGAAAAUCAAUUUUAGCAGUCAUCCCUCUUUGGGGGUCUGUCAACACCCACUUGGCAAUAUUUGUCUACUUCUUAUUUUACUGUGCUUUAUAUUUUAUUUAUUUAUGUUACUGAUGAUGCUUCAUGAUGUUUUUAUUUGCAUUUGGUUGAUGUAUAUUUAAAAAGCAUGGUUGUUUACAUUUCUCCUGGAGUCCAACAUUUUGCACAGUUGCGUCCUCAUCAGGGAUGAAAAAAAGUGAGAAUUUUUUGCAUUAUGUUUAAUUCUGAUGAAGCAUUGAGAUGCUUUUAUUGUGAAGCAAGUGUUGAGAAAGAGCUACGAGUUCAUGAAAAAGGCUCACUGUGUGAGGAUGGCCUAAAUGUUCUGUUGUUAGCGCGCCGCCGAGCCUCUCUGCUCCUGUGACGACUUUUACGAUGGUGCUGUUUGUGUGGAUGGAGCUGCUCUCAGGAUCUCCUCCAACAAUCUACUUGGUUUUUGUUUAACUUCUUUGCUGAUCUAUGGUAGCUUUGAAACAGAAAAUAUUGCCGUGUUUUCUAAGGUUUUCUGUUUAAAUAACUCAAAGUUGUUGUUCUUUCGGGUUAUGGUACAGAGCAGCUGUAAUGAAGCACAAACAGUGGAGCUGGAAGUCUGAAGUAAAGAGAGAUCAGCUGGUGUUGUCACUGGAGACUGUUUAUAAAAUGGUUUUUAAAUUGUAACUGACUGUAAUUCUUGUUACCUGUUUGUUCUCAUUCAUCUUCAUGUAUUUAAAUAAAAUACCUGCUCUCA
Molecule: messenger RNA, 2467 nt
Organism: Girardinichthys multiradiatus
Lineage: Eukaryota; Metazoa; Chordata; Actinopteri; Cyprinodontiformes; Goodeidae
Product: Transmembrane protein 179-like
Exons: 4
Coding region: 144-881 (245 amino acids)
Source: RefSeq, a predicted model, not a curated record